CCGCAGUGAGUUCAGGGGUCAUUGUUGGAAGAGGAGCGUGGUGGGCCAAGAGGAGGACCAAGGGCAGGUCCCCAUGGGAAUUUCCCCUCGGUUUUAACCCCUUUUCUUCCCCUGGAGACUUGCUCUCCAGUUUCAAAGAGAACGUCUGGGACGUUUAGGACGAUGCUGAUCAGGGUCAAGGCAGCCACUGAGGCUUGAAUGAAAUCUUGGCCGGAGGCGUUGGAGGGCAGCACACACUGAGAUGUUGACUCUGGGUCCCAACUCCGCGAGUCCCCCGAUGCCUCAGGAAAACAACUCUUGGAUGAAACAGACUCUGACGGAGGAGCUCACCUCCGUGAGGCUACAAAAGCUGGAUCAGCAGGUACUGUGCCCAGCGGAGACUAUUUGAGAAGAAGCAACGGCGGAAGCGCCAAGAACCACUCAUGGUUCAGGCCAAUCCGGAUGCUUCCUUGGGGCACCGGCGACUGCAGUCGGAGCACUUUCCUAGUGACACAGGCCCGGCUCUCCGGGAACGCGUGCCAGAGGCACGUCCCGACUCUGAUUUCCACAGUGCGCGGUGCGCCUCUAUGAACUGCGGUGGAGAUGGCACCAGCGAGUGCUGGGCCCUGGGGUGGCCACCUACGCAAGCAGCAGACAGUGCAUACCACCAGAGUGAAGCCCCAGCUGUGGAAGGUGAAUACCAGCAAUUCAGGUGGGGAUCAGCCUGUGGAAUGGAUGGUGACAGGAGAAGACAUGGAGACACGAUAUUCUGCAAUGACCUAGACCUGGAAGACCAGAAAGAGCAGUUGCACUGUGUGGCAGUGAACUCCCGAGAGGAGGAGGACCACGAGGACGUGCCCAGGGCCCCGGAAGAUAAGGACAGCCGCGAUGUGGGGACCGCGGCCAGCUCGCUGCCUCCGGACCUGGUCCCUCAGCUGGGUGAGGACCUGAAGGCUUACGUACUGCGGCCGGUGCUGGAAGGCCGCAGGGUGCAGUGCUGCAUCCGCCGGGACCAGCGGGGCCUGGAGAAGGGCCGGUUCCCCGUGUACUACGUCUACCUGGAGGCGGACAGCGGCUGGAAGCACUUCCUCCUGGCUGGGCGCAAGAGAAAAUGGAGCAAAACCUCUAAUUAUCUCAUUUCCUUGGACCCGAUGGACCUAUCCCGGGAUGGGAACAACUUUGUGGGCAAAGUCAGGUCCAAUCUCUUCGGCACUAAGUUCAUCAUUUUCGACAAUGGGGUGAAUCCUGAAGAGAAAAACUCGUACCUGGAUAAGGCCCACCUCCGACAGGAGCUGGGGACUGUGUGCUAUGAGCCCAAUGUCUGGGGGUCCCGGGGACCCCGAAAAAUGACUGUGAUCAUCCCGGAAGUCAACAGCCACAACCAGAGAAUCAGUGUCCAGCCGAAAACUGAAGAGGACUCGCUUCUGAGUCGCUUCAAAAGGGGUGUCAGGCAGGGGCUGGUCGUACUGCAAAACAAAACACCGGUGUGGAGUGAUGAGACCGAUGCCUUCGUGCUCAAUUUUCACGGGCGAGUGACUCGGGCCUCGGUCAAGAACUUCCAGAUCAUCUACCCCCAUAAGCCAGACAAAGUGGUGCUGCAGUUCGGCAGCGUGGAUCCAAAUACAUUCACCAUGGACUUCUGCUUCCCUCUUUGCCCACUCCAAGCGUUCGCCAUCUGCUUGUCCAGUUUUGAUCGGAAGCUGGUCUGUGCAUAACUCAAUAAAAUACCAUUGUUUCUCAGGU
This is a messenger RNA of Chinchilla lanigera (long-tailed chinchilla), 1722 nucleotides long. RefSeq names its product tubby like protein 2 (gene Tulp2). Bases 423 to 1694 code for a protein of 423 amino acids. The transcript is spliced from 12 exons. Gene Ontology annotation, cellular component: cilium. The record is from RefSeq and is a predicted model, not a curated record. NCBI's taxonomy places the organism in Eukaryota, Metazoa, Chordata, Mammalia, Rodentia, Chinchillidae. Gene Ontology annotation, biological process: protein localization to cilium.